Messenger RNA from Symbiodinium natans, 2616 nucleotides. The record is from the annotation of a GenBank genome assembly. Lineage: Eukaryota; Dinophyceae; Suessiales; Symbiodiniaceae.
AUGUGUGAUGUCCUCGGGCCACCCUCCUUCGUUUGUCCUUUCCAGCGCUACCAUGUGUACAGGAGCAAGAGCGCAGUUUUCGUCUUCGGAAUUGACAAGGUACAGAAGGAGUAUAGCUGCUUACAGAUCCCCAAGCAGGAGGACUCGAACUCGACACUGGAGCUUCGUGAAGGAGAAGAACGCCAUGAGCUUGCAGGUUUACAAGCCCGAGUCGCUGACUUGAGGCAAAAGUACGGAUUGGAGGAGGUUGCUUUGAAGGCUUCCGGUCUAGUUGGCUUCAUCCGCUUCCUUUGUGGGCACUACCUCAUACUUAUCAAGACACACAAGAAGGUGGGCAAAAUCGGUCGUCACCAUGUGCUGUCGAUUGAGUCGACAACCUUGGUGCCGCUCUUUGGUGAUUCAAGCAAGAGGGAGGAGAAGAAUUUCAAGGACCAGCUCAACAACCUGAACCUCUCGAAGGAUUUUUAUUUCUCCUACUCCUACGAGCUCAGUCGCACGGUCCAGCAGAACCUGGCAGAUGCCAAGUGCGCUGCACGAGGUCAGCUCAGACCGUUGUAUGUGGAGAAGGAUGCCACAAAGCAUCACAGGUUUGUAUGGAACCACCACCACAUGAUGCCCUUUUUCGCCAACGAACGAUGGCAGCAUUGGUGCCUUUCGAUCAUUCACGGCUUCUUCGCGCAUACGAAAUGCUCCUCCUUUGGCUGGACCUUUGAAGUUGCACUGAUUGCCAGGCGCUCGCGAUUCUAUGCAGGAACGCGCUACCGAAAGCGUGGGCUGAAUGUGGAUGGCCAGGUCGGCAACGACGUUGAAACCGAACAGCUUCUUUGCGAUGAUUCUCUGCGUCAUCUGUCUACUGGCCACGUCAUGAGCUUCGUUCAGAUCCGCGGUAGCGUGCCGUUGUUUUGGUCGCAAGAAGCCACGGCCAUCAAUCCCAAGCCCCCGGUAGUUUAUCCGCGCUGCGACCCAACAUUGUCUGCCACACGGCGACACUUUGCCGACUUGCUUGAGAGGUAUGGUACUCCACAGCUUGUAGUCAACCUCAUGAAGGCCAAGAAGGUCGAUUCCUAUGAAGUUCGCUUGAGCAAGAACUUCGAGUCGGCCAUCGAGCGUAUGAAUCGUGAACUCCCAGAAAAACACAGGAUCCUGUACAGACCAUUUGACAUGAAAAACCAUGCAAAGUCGAACCCGACAAUCUACGAAGUCUUCGCACGUCUUGCUGAAUCCGUGGUGACAAGAGUGGGCUUCUUUCACACCAAAGCAGGACUACAGGGCCAGCCGGAGAGGCUUCAAAACGGCGUGGUCCGCACGAAUUGCGUGGACUGCCUGGACCGCACUAACGUCCUGCAGUUUUUUGUGGGCCUGGAGGUCCUCAAGCAGCAGCUGACGGCAAUGUGCCUCUUGCCCGAGCCAAAGAUGGAUUUCGAGAGCCAGGCAGUGUUCGUUCUGAGCGAGCUUUACGAUGUGAUGGGGGACCAUCUUGCAUUGCAGUAUGCUGGCUCUGUCGCCCACAAGAAAUACCAGCUGCUCGGCAGCCGUCCGCGCAUGAUGACAAGCUCAAAAGAGUUACUGACGUCCAUCCAUCGACACUACAACAACUCGUUUACCGAUCGCGAAAAACAGGCAUGCUUGAACCUUUUCCUCGGCCUGUACCAACCCUCCAUCCACCCAUCCAUGGAGAAGCUUGACUGUGAUUCUUGGGUUCACCACAAGGUCCUAAAGGAUGAUUAUAGCCCUGGGGAGUGGUGGGUCGAGCCGCUCGAGAAACAUCGCCAGAACCUCCUUCCUCUCCAAGCGAAGGAUCCCGAGUACAACACCAUGCUCACACAAGAUCGUUUGCAGAAAUGGUUUUGCCAGGUGCACAAGCCCGAGAAGUAUACCUGGUUCGAAAAGCUUCUUGCGAAUUCAGACGCAACCUUUGUACAGAUCAAUCCUGCAAAUCGCCCUUUGCGGACGGUGGGACCUUACAAGAAAUAUUUGGAACGCAAGCAGAAGGAAGCGAAGCAGAAUGAUGCGCCUGCAUCGAAGCCAAGCUUCUCACUGCAGCCGAUGUCGGCAGAGGAGACGGAGGUCUACCAAACGUAUGUCGACACCAAGCAGCUCAGCCGUUUGCUGUGGUUAGAGAGUACGGCAGUUGACCAGGAUCCUGAGUGCAACACCAUGCUGACGCAGGAUGGUUUGCAGAAAUGGUUUUGCCAGGUGCACAAGGCUGAGAAGUACACCGGGCUCGAAAAACCGAAUGCGGAUGCAACCUUUGUACAGGCCAAGAUCAACCCUGCGAAUCGUCCUUUGCGGACGGUGGGGCCCUACAAGACAUAUUUGGAACGCAAGCAGAAGGAAGCGAAGCAGAGUGACGCGCCUGCAUCGAAGCCAAGCUUCUCACUGCAGCCGAUGUCGGCAGAGGAGACGGAGGUCUACCAGACGUAUGUCGACACCAAGCAGCUCAGCCGUUUGCUGUGGCUGGAAAGUACGGCAGUUGACCAGGUGUUGGACACCGUGGCAUCGCGAGCAAGGCAGCUGGUGGCAGAUGAGGUUUCAGAAGCCGCUGCCAAUCUCAGCGCAGGAGCGAUAUUGCUGGACCAGACAAAGAGCAUGAACAAAAGUUCUGGCGAGAUUUGA